UCCGCAAUUGUUAUUCUGCUCUCUUGUUAAGAAUAAAUCUCCAUCUACUUUGUUCUUUAAGAUAAAAGUAAGAGCAGAUCACAUCAUUUCUCAAAUUUGGUGACAACCAGAUUCCUUUAAAUCCUUUCUACAGACAAAAAUUUUCUUCUAAAUGCAAGCAGCAAGAGAUUAAUUAAUCAAGAGACGAAACGGGUUUGAUCAACCAUGGAAAAUUCCAAUACAAGCAGCCCAACAAACCCGAUUGAAGGUGAAGAGGAGAUAGAUGAAACUGAAAAUGAAGGCAAACCCAUGUAUGGGAACAGCUCAAGCAACAGCACUGUUGAAGAGAAUGGAAAGAAGGCCAGUUCUGGAUCUAUAAGACAGUACAAUAGAUCGAAAACGCCUCGCCUUCGAUGGACACCGGAGCUCCACCUUUGCUUUGUUCAUGCAGUUGAAAGACUAGGAGGACAAGAGAGAGCAACUCCAAAGUUGGUUCUUCAAUUGAUGAACAUUAAUGGCCUUAGCAUUGCUCAUGUCAAGAGCCAUCUUCAGAUGUACAGAAGCAAGAAGAUAGACGACCCUAAUCAAGUUAUUUUGGAGCAACAGCUUCUUCUUAAUGGUGGAGAUCAUCAUAUUUAUAACCUUCGUCAGCUUCCUAUGCUACAAACUUACAAUCAAACACCCAUUUCGAGUUUACGCUAUGGAGAUGCCAUUUGGAGUCACCGUGACAAUUCUGUUUAUGGUCCUCCUCACAAUGGAUCGAGCACUAUAACAAGAAAUAAAUUGUAUGGAUCAGCUUCUGAGAGGAUUUUUAGGAGCGAUAACAAGGGAUAUAUACAGGGUUAUGAUUUUCACAAGAAUAGGCAAGAGCCCUGCUGGAGAGCCCUUGAAAAUGAUCAGAAAGAACCAGAAAGAGUAUUCCCAAAUCAAAAUUUUUGGCAAAAUCAAGUUGGAAUAACCUUAUCAAACCCAAAUCUCAGUAGCAAAUUGCAAGAUAGGAAGCAUGAACGCACAAAUCAAUUUCAAACUUCUUUCCCUCAAAGUGAGAAGGCUCCGAUGGUAGAUCAAGGAGGUAGAAGCGCAUUGAAAAGAAAGCUUUCAGAGGUGAAUCUUGAUCUAAAUUUAUCUCUAAAAUCGACCUGUGAAGUCGAUGGGAGAAAUCAUACAAGUUCCAAGAAUGAUGUAGUUGAUAGUAGCUUAUCUCUGUCCUUAUUUUCUUCAUCCUCAAAGGAAAAUCACAGAAAGCAUGCAAGAAUGGAGACUAGUACUUUAGAUCUGACUUUGUGAAUGAGACAAUUCCUAAGUGAGAUUUUGAGUACUUUUCAAUGCUAUUAUGCACAGGUUAUUGUGAGGUAAUAUCUAUCCACUGCUUUGUCGUCUUCUUAUUCUUGAUCCGUAUGCACAGACAGAUGGGAUAAUUUAAUUUAGUCAAAUUGUUAUGAUCUAACCAAACAUCUAACAGUUUUCAAAUAUAAAAUCUUCACAUCGGGAAAGGGUUUAAAUUAAAGAGACAA
This is a messenger RNA of Olea europaea var. sylvestris, 1493 nucleotides long. RefSeq lists its product as uncharacterized. Gene Ontology annotation, molecular function: DNA binding; DNA-binding transcription factor activity. Bases 205 to 1266 code for a protein of 353 amino acids. The record is from RefSeq and is a predicted model, not a curated record. The transcript is spliced from 5 exons. Lineage: Eukaryota; Viridiplantae; Streptophyta; Magnoliopsida; Lamiales; Oleaceae.